AUCAUUUUUUGUGAGCGAAACUUGAUCGAAAGUGAUCCAAAAUGUCAGUGGGAUCUUCCUCAGAAGUUCACCGGCGAACCAUGCGGAAAACAAGCAUGAUUCGGCAAAGUAUAACUCCCUUGGAUCUCCUCAUGUCCAUGGGAUUUCCAAAACAUCGAGUGGAGAAGGCAGCUGCAGCAACAGGACACCAAGACAUUCAACUUGCCUCUGAUUGGUUAUUGAACCACCUUGAUGACCCGACCUUGGAUGAGUCGAUACCGAGGGAAUACAUCGUCUACGCCUGUGCCGUAGGUCCCCUGGGUGAACAGCUGGAUGAGUUUUGGAACAAGUCUCUCUCCCUCUGCGGUCGUAACGGAGCCCACAGCCUCCUCCCUCACGUCACUCUGUGUUCGUUUAUCACAUGUCCAGACAGUAAAUGUACCGCACUGACCGAAGCAUUCCAAGAGGUGAUUGACCGGUGGCAGUCCAAGGCCCCUGAAGUCCUAACCUUAGACUUCUAUUCCUCUACCAACUUCAUUGGCCUCUUCUUAGAGGAGAGCCAUGCCGAAUACCUCAGGAAAGUCAUGGCCGAUUUCAGUCAGGAAGCUACUAGUAAAACAGGUGUCAAGGUUGAACCUCAUAAGAAACAGCUCCACCUGACCUUAGCCUACCAGUUCAAUCCUAGCCAUCAAGAAGCCCUGGUGAACCUGUCCAAGGAGGUCGACAUCCACUCAGCGGCUCGAUGGGAAUUCAGGCUCUACUCAAGAGAUCCCAGGGCAGCGUCAACAGAAGUUCUUCGAGUUCUGUACGGCCACACACCGAGGGUAGCGGACGAACUGGAGUUGAUCCCUGAUGAUUUCAUCUACAUGUCUGCCAGUGAAUUAGAUAAGAACAGUGAUGGAUGGUUCAAAGGCACGUCUCACAAGACAGGGUGCGAGGGAAUGUUUCCAGGAAACUACACAGAGAAAGCUCCGGAAUCGGAUACAUGGACCGUCCACAGAGUGUUACCGAUCACCAGACCAAGAACAGCUAGCAACGAUGCCAAGAAGGGUAGUCUAGAUCGUAAAGUUCCUAGUCCUCCGAUUCCUAUCGGAUCGGACCUAGAGCACUCUGGUAAUUAUAAGUCAGCAGAGGGCCUCCUUCAAAAUCCACAAGAUCACAGUUAUGAAAAUCUAUUGAAGUUAAAGAAGAUGAAUGAUGUCCCUGUCCCCACCAAGAAGCAACCUAGGAGAUUAUUUAUCAUCAGACACGGGGAGAGAGUGGAUGUGACAUUUGGUGAACAGUGGCUUAUACAUUGCUUUGAUCAACAAGGAAAAUACCAGAGAAAAAACUUGAACAUGCCAAAGAAGGUUCCACAGAGACCGGGAGGGGCUCAGGAUUUUAAGAAAGACUCCCCUAUUACAGAAAUGGGAGUGUACCAGGCAAGAAUGACAGGUGAAGCGUUAAAAGCAGCUGGAGUGAAGAUAUCAUACUGCUACUCAUCACCAGCAUUAAGAUGCUCACAGACGGCACAUGCUGUAUUACAAGGAUUAGAAGCGCCCGAUGCCGUCAAGAUCUGCGUGGACACCGCCCUCUUUGAAUGGUUAGCAUGGUGUAAAGGGGGACUACCGAAGUGGCUGUCGCCGGCUGAACUUGCGACCUUUGGCCUCAACAUUGACCUGAGUUACAAGGAGAAGCUAGCAGCAAGUGACCUUAACCAGAAGGAAAAUUGUCAGGCAUAUUACAAGAGAAGUGAGAACUUUGUCCGCGAGGUCCUGAAAGAAUGUUCGGACGAUGGAGACAUCUUACUGGUUGGUCAUGCAAGCACGUUGGACAGCAGUUCACGGUGCCUUCAGGGCCUGUCCGCACGGCCGGCCAUGGAGUUCUCUCGUAUUGUCCAGAAGGUUCCCUAUUGUGGUAUCAUCAUGCUGGAGGAGUACGCAGAAUUCAGUAUAUGGGACCUGGUUGCACCGAUCAUACCCACGCUAACGCAUGCACCUAAUGGACGAUUUGAUUGGAGGAUCAUGCAGUCGUAAGAGAAUGACUAUCCCCGUGAUUGGAGAGUGAAUUAAGGAGUAUUCUCUGUAUUGAGGAUUGAGGAAGUCACAUUGAAAGGAAGAGGGGAUGGGGGGAGGGGUCAACCCGGAUUUUGAGUCAGUUUUGAUAAAAACAGAAAAGUAGAGAAGAGGUAUAGUUUAUUAUUGACGAAACUCUGUCAAAGAAUGCAAGAGAUGAAUUGUCAGUUUGAUUUUCUUGGCACCUUUUAAUGAAGCUUGUCAGCACUGACAAGCUUCCAUUCCCCAAGAGUAACCAUAGUAACAGUCAAAGAGCAGUGCUUCUCAGC
Molecule: messenger RNA, 2302 nt
Organism: Lytechinus variegatus (green sea urchin)
Lineage: Eukaryota; Metazoa; Echinodermata; Echinoidea; Temnopleuroida; Toxopneustidae
Gene: ubash3b
Product: ubiquitin-associated and SH3 domain-containing protein B-like
Exons: 12
Coding region: 42-1994 (650 amino acids)
Molecular function (GO): protein binding
Source: RefSeq, a predicted model, not a curated record